CGGAGUCUACAUUUAUUUAGUGCUUCUUGGACACCGGGUUAAGUUAAUGUGUCGACCGAGUGGAAACAGCAGACUUUAAUCGCGUCAAUCGUUGAUGGUUAUGGGAUUGCUUCACCGUAACUUCCAAUUCACAAGAGACCUGUCUACCUGGAGAGAGAAGAGUGAAGACAGAGCGACCACUUCUCCUCGCUAUAGUUUUUCUUCACCCGGAUUAUACGGCACAAGACGUUGGAAAUAUAAUCGAUAGCGGAAACAGAGAGUGGGAUGCUUGGUUUCCAGGGCUCUUCUCGCUUCGCGAUGAUGUUUAAAACAAGUUGAACUGAGCCAAAUUUUCAAAGGUCACCCUCAACAAUCUCCCUAUGCUUUGCCUUUACAAUCAUUUGCUUUUAACUGUAGAACUGUAGAGGUUGUUGACUUCAGUGGUUGAAACAUCGGACACCUGGAGAAGGCGAGGAAAGUUUGGAGAGAAUGUCGAGUCGCAGGGUGAAGCAUGAGCUGCCAGUGUACUGAUUUUAGACUGGCGUAUCUGAUGAGUCUAUGGGUGUGUGUUGUACUAAGCCUUCACUGCUGGGUUCUAGCCCCUGUGGUAGCCUCCCAUGAUGCCGCUGGUCCUUUUGGGUGGCUCCUUUCAGAUAAAGGGCCUUUUCAUCACUCACAAGAAUUUGCAGAAUUUGUGGAGCGUUAUCAGCAGGGCUUCACAACCAAAUAUAAGAUUUACAGAGAGUUUGGGCGCUGGAAGGUGAACAGCCUGGCUCUGGAGAGAGAGGACAAUGGCGUGGCUCUACCCCUCGAUCCAGAGUUCAUGCAGACCAUCAGACAGUUGGGCCGCAGACCCACCCUCGGUGCCAUUACCGAGAACAUUAUCAGGAAAUAUGGCACACACUUUCUGCUUUCAGCUACACUCGGAGGUGAGGAGGCGUUGACUAUAUUUGUGGACAAGAGGAGGCUAAGCCGGACGGCGGACCUGACUGACUCAAAUGGCACGGCUGUGACUCUGGAGGCCCUGCACCAGCUGGCUGCCUCCUACUUCAUAGACAGAGAGAGCACUCUGCGCAAACUGCACCACCUCCAGAUUGCUUCCACUGCCAUCAAG
This is a messenger RNA of Sinocyclocheilus anshuiensis, 1093 nucleotides long. RefSeq names its product BMP/retinoic acid-inducible neural-specific protein 3-like. Lineage: Eukaryota; Metazoa; Chordata; Actinopteri; Cypriniformes; Cyprinidae. The annotation marks the transcript as partial. The record is from RefSeq and is a predicted model, not a curated record. Gene Ontology annotation, biological process: cellular response to retinoic acid; positive regulation of neuron differentiation; nervous system development. The transcript is spliced from 4 exons. Gene Ontology annotation, cellular component: dendrite; neuronal cell body; cytoplasm.